Mizuhopecten yessoensis (Yesso scallop) is the source of this 7595-nucleotide messenger RNA. RefSeq names its product protein O-mannosyl-transferase 2-like. NCBI's taxonomy places the organism in Eukaryota, Metazoa, Mollusca, Bivalvia, Pectinida, Pectinidae. Gene Ontology annotation, molecular function: dolichyl-phosphate-mannose-protein mannosyltransferase activity. Gene Ontology annotation, biological process: protein O-linked glycosylation via mannose. The record is from RefSeq and is a predicted model, not a curated record. The transcript is spliced from 20 exons. The coding region runs from base 127 to 2925 and encodes 932 amino acids. Gene Ontology annotation, cellular component: endoplasmic reticulum; membrane.
AUGACGCUGGUUGAAACGUGAAGUUAUGCAUCAAUUCACCUGUUUGAUUUAUCGAUUUUGUCAGCAUCUUUUACCUGUGGAUUGAGCUUCGUCGUCUAAUUGAAAACCAGCAUUGGUGCCAUAAAAAUGGAUGAAAAAAAUCACAAAAAUGGUAAAGGUUACGAAGGUGCGAAUGACUUGAAAUCGGGCAAUGAGUUUAGCCAGUCAAGUUUGUUCAAGGAAGAAAAAGACGCCAAAUUCGUCGAGAAGUAUAAUGACACUGAUGUUGAAUUUAAAAAGCCAGCUUUUCCCAAGGAAACGAACUGUAAAUAUGAGGCGGACGGAUUUAAAACCAAGAAUAUUGAAGGCCAAAUUGAGGCAACGAACCAUUCCAACAGAACCUACUGGGCCGUGUUGUUACUUCUGAGCAUACUGUCGCUCAUCACCCGACUUCACAAUAUUGAGCUACCUAAACACGUCUGUUGGGAUGAAACACAUUUUGGAAAGAUGGGAGGCUGGUAUAUAAAGCGAACAUUUUUCUUUGAUGUUCACCCACCUCUAGGGAAGAUGCUGAUUGGUUUAUCUGGCGUCCUUACUGGGUAUGAUGGGAUGUUCCCUUUCGAGAAACCUGGGGAUGAGUAUGGCGAGGAUGUCAACUAUGUGGGCAUGAGAAUCUUCUGUGCCGUGCUGGGAGCUGCCCUAGUACCUCUGUGUUAUAUGAGUACCUGGCUACUCUGCCAGUCAACCAUAGCUGCCUUCUUCAGUGCGUUAUUAAUUUUACUCGACACGGGGACGCUAUCUUUGUCCCGACACAUCUUACUGGAUCCAAUAUUGCUGUUUUUUAUCAUGAUGUCUACGUACUCUGUGCUGAAGUUCUUGUCUUAUAAGGAACACCCGUUCUCAGUUUGCUGGUUCUACUGGCUGUCUAUGACUGGUCUGUUCUUGUCUGCUGCUAUAGGUGUGAAGUUUGUCGGUUUAUUUGUGGUAUUACUUGUUGGGUUUACCACCAUAAUGGACCUGUGGAGGUUGCUUGGAAUCAAAAAUAAUACCCUGGUGGAUCUCACCAAACAUUUUGUGGCUAGAGCGGCGUGCCUUAUAGCUUUACCAGUGAUCAUGUAUAUGGUUUACUUUGCCAUCCAUUUUAUUGUGCUGAACGAGAGUGGUAAUGGGGACGGAUUCUACAGUUCUGCCUUCCAGUCUCAGCUCAAGGGCAACAGGCUGUACAACGUCAGCAUGCCAGAACAUAUAGCGUAUGGGAGUGUGGUGACACUGAAACAGAGGCGGACUGGAGGGGCCUAUCUUCACUCCCACUGGCACCUCUACCCAGAGGAGCACCCACCACGACAACAACAGAUCACCUCAUAUACCCACAAGGAUGAGAACAACAAAUGGUUGGUAAAACCGUCAGACCAUGACCUAGAGAAAGUGGAGAAGCCACAGAUCCUGCAUAGUGGUGACCUCAUCAGACUGGAACAUGUUGGAACAAGAAGGAAUCUUCACAGUCACAGGGAACCUGCUCCGUUAACCAAGCAUCACUUCCAGUUGUCGGCGUAUGGAGAGAAUGGGACAGGAGAUUCUAACGACAUUUGGAUGAUAGACGCUCCUGGUAUGCCCAUCGGAACCCCCAUACAGACAGCCAGAUCAAAGUUCCGCUUGAUACACUACUAUGUACGCUGUGCCGUGUGUUCUGGAGAUAAGAAACUACCCAAGUGGGGCUGGGAUCAGUUGGAGGCAACUUGUAACCCUAACCUGAAGGACACCAAGAACCUUUAUAGUGUGGAGGAAGUGGAAGAUUCCAGGAUGCCUAAUUCCAGUUUUGAGUUGUACUCCCCCAAUUUCUGGGAGAAGUUUAUAGAGAGCCAUGCUGUGAUGACACAGGGAAACAGCAACCUGAAACCGAAGGAAGGAGAAAUCAGCUCACAGCCUUGGCAGUGGCCUAUAGACUUUAAAGGCCAGAUUUUCUCUGGGAAGAAUCACCGUAUCUACCUGCUAGGGAACCCGGUGAUAUUCUGGGGCUGUCUGGGGGUGAUGUUAGCAUUCUUUGUGGUGUACCUGGUGUCUGCUAUCAGGAUACAGAGAGGUGUGCAAUACACCAAGGUCUGGACAGAGUACAGAGAGAAGACAUUUGGGGCGUGUUGGUGGCUGCUGAUGGGCUGGGCUCUGCAUUAUCUCCCUUUCUGGCCGAUGACCCGCGUCCUGUACUUCCACCACUACUUCCCAGCCCUCCUCUUCUCAGCCAUGAUGACUGGUGUGACAUUAGACUACCUCAUCACCUUGAUCUGUGUGUCUGUACCAGAUAACCUCACCAUCACCGUCUUCAGUAAUUGUGUACCUUAUCUUACAGGUGUGACAUUAGACUACCUCAUCACCUUGAUCUGUGUGUCUGUACCAGAUAACCUCACCAUCACCGUCUUCAGUAAUUGUGUACCUUAUCUUACAGGUGUGACAUUAGACUACCUCAUCACCUUGAUCUGUGUGUCUGUACCAGAUAACCUCACCAUCACCGUCUUCAGUAAUUGUGUACCUUAUCUUACAGGUGUGACAUUAGACUACCUCAUCACCUUGAUCUGUGUGUCUGUACCAGAUAACCUCACCAUCACCGUCUUCAGUAAUUGUGUACCUUAUCUUACAGGUGUGACAUUAGACUACCUCAUCACCUUGAUCUGUGUGUCUGUACCAGAUAACCUCACCAUCACCGUCUUCAGUAAUUGUGUACCUUAUCUUACAGGUGUGACAUUAGACUACCUCAUCACCUUGAUCUGUGUGUCUGUACCAGAUAACCUCACCAUCACUGUCUUCCACACAUGUUUCGGCCUCAUCCUGUCCUCAAUUGUCUACAGUUUCUACCUGUUCCAUCCCAUGGUUUACGGUAUGUUUGGUCCAAUGGCCAAUGAGGAGGGAAGUCAGAUGCAUGGGCUCCGCUGGCUCAGUUCCUGGGACUUAUGAUGAAUGCUAGCUGAUAUACAGACCUCAGACACAUGAUUUACAACUUGGACCAUGCAGGCGGGAGCAGCAAGUAAAAUGACCAUUUAUUGUGUGCAGAAUUUUUUAAAUCUAUAAAUAUUGACAUUAUUUUUUUCCAAUUUCAUUAUUUAAUGUGUGCUGUGAUGAAAUUUGAGGUCUUUUCUAGAAAUGGAAAAAAAAAACAUUGUGCAAUUUACGGGACCAAAUUUCUGUUAUGCAAUCAGCAUGUGCCUUUCAAUGUAUUUUUUCAUAUCUAUGUCUAUUCAAACAUAUCAGAUCUGAUUACUUAUAAUAAUCAAAUAUGUUUUCAUCAUUUAAGAUGUCUAAACAAAUUCUGGAUAAAACUGUAUAACAGGGUUGUCAAAUUCAUUGUCGUGAGAUAUUAUUAUUGAGAUUAUAUCACGAGUGACUGUCCAUGUGUUAAGUUAUUUUUUCCCACUUCGUUGAGUAAAUCUAUAGUUUAGUGACGAGGAUUGAAGAAAUUCUAAAUCACUAAAACCUACUGUAUCAUUUUGCAGCUUAAGACACCAAAACAAUAUUGUGCCAUACAUUUACUUUGAUACACUCUGCAAUAAGGUUCCUGGGGAUAUCUAGAAUCAGCUUGUCUGUCUGCCCAUAGAAAUAAUCUAGUCCAGACUACCCUUACUUUCCAUUCAAUUUGCAUGUGUACAGGUUUUUUUUGACAGAGUUAUUGCCCUUUGUUUACCACCACAAUGUCGUCCAGACAACUAGUCCCAUAUUUGUCAUCCAGUUUAGAACUUGGUAGCCAUAACAACCCUCUUGUGUAAUUGUGUAUGUUUAGCUGACAUACAGAUCCCAUAGUUGUUGACAGAAUUUUUUGUGCUUAAACUUUACAAUCUUCUUGUGAUUUGAUUAAGGAAAGCUCACAAAUUAAUGUGAUGUUUAGUAGUAUGUCCUGUAUCUGCUACGCACACACCUUUUUCCUGUGUAGUGUUACUAUAAAACAAUAUCAUUAAACUCAAAUAUUUUUGAGGAAAUAAAAAAUUCCAACCAAAAAAACAAAACAAGAUUAUUGGACAGGUAUAUCCACAGACUGUCCUUUCCAUGGUAUGUUUAUAAUGAAUCAAUUUUGUUUUAAAUAGUGAGCCAAAAAAUUAAAACAGUUCCGACACUUGAGACUAUUGUUAGCUCCUGGUUCCUAUUACUAGGUAAGAUAAGUGGUAAAUUUGAGCAUAUUGGAUUUCAGCAAGGUUUAUUUCUGAUUGUAUGCUAUUAUUUCUGUAUGUUCAAACUCUGCUGCAAUCUUGUGUCAGGUCUGCUGACUACCAACCAGAAAUUUGUUAUCACAGGCAAAAGUCUUUUGUUUUAUUUCAAAAAUCAUACCUUAAUAAUUGUUUUUGUAACAUUUUCCUAAUGUUUAUAAAUGUGAAUCCGUCCCUUUCAAAGACAUUAUUUUUUUCUGAAUGACUGGUCUUUCAGAUAUAGGUGUGUGUUAGGGAUAUGUGAUUAAGACAUAAAUAGUUUCCUUUUUCUGUUACACGCACAUUUUGAAAUGUGGAUGUUUGCAGAAGGUGGGGGAGGAUAUUUUAAGUUAUCCUUUGGAGUAUAGUUUUUUUUCUUCUGUCUACUGGAUAACUGAACUACUCGGUAGUGAAGCGGACGUAAAACCACUCAAACAAACAAACAACGGUAGGCAACUUUAACUCUGGCACUACAGCAUAUCCUGGAAACCACUAUUGGCAUACUUGGGGGGGGGGAGCUAUUUAAUUAAAUCUUACUAUCCCAAUGCAUCAGAUUCCAACAAUUAAUUUUUAUUGUGAAGAUAGACCUCUUAUUUUGUGGAUUCCACUCCUAUCUAUCUUGUUACUUGUUGAAUGUAUUGAUUACUCUUAUCCAUUAGAUUACUUGUAGAUACAAUUUUUAACCAGUUUUUAACACAUUUCCCUAUUCAUUCCCCCCACCCACAUCUAUAAAACUUUUUUUUUUAUUUUAGGGUGGGGGGAGUUGACUUUUCAGCCGAUGUUUUGUCUCGUGAACAUUUUACAAUAAUGGCAUUGUAGUUUUGUGGUCAGUCUUUACCAAUGUCUUCCUAAUUUAGUUCACCAAACUUUUUGUUGAUUAUGACAAUGUUGGUUCAGAUCGUUUGAAAUGUACAAAUCUAAAGCAGAACGUGUAUUGAUAGGGAUGGUCAUCUCGACAAACAAUUUCAGCUCAAGUGUUUCUUACACUUCAUAAGAACUUGUUUUUUUAACGAGAGAACAAGGAAGCUGAGUUUUCAAUUAUGGUCUACAAUGUUUAUUUUUUACCAACAUUUGUAUAUUUUGUUACUUCCCUGAAGGAAGUCUGCUCUAAACCUGUUUAUCAUAUUGUUAUAAUUAUGACUCACUAUUACUGGGACACAAGUUUCCUGUUAACACAUUAGUAUAUAUAUUGAGUGCUUAAAAAUUGGGUGCACUUAAAAGAAGUUGUAAUUUUGCGUAUCAUAAUAGAAGUACAUCAUAUUGUUGUAUUUCUUUAUUUUCAAAUGAUCCAUAGGUCAUUUCAGCCAUCAGCCACUCAAAUUAUAGCUCUGUAUGUAUACUGAGUUGUAUAUAAUUACGUUAAUCAAUAUUUAGAACAGGUGAAAAUAGAUUAUAUUAUCACUUAAUUUUGUAGACAUAUUUUGUAUCCAUGUGUUGAACUCAGAUGUCAUUGUUUUACUCAUGACUAUUAUCUCCUCAUUUAGGGUCACAAAUCACUAAAGGUCACGGUAAAUUAUGAUAUUCACAUUUCCUCUGCAUCCUCCUAUUGCAAUGCGUAGAGAGAAUACAAUACGUAUCGUGACGCAUUUACACUAUCUGGUAAGGUGAAGUUGCCGAUCUGACUGUGACAAUACUGACUUUACUGGUCCAAGAACUUAGAGAAUUGACGUCAGGAGCGUGAAAUACCUAAAUAUAGCAAAAGUAUCAUUUCAAAAUGUAAAUGUAUACAGUAGAACAAACUGUGUUAUGAUCCUAUUACAAGCUGUACUUUUGCUGACAAAUUGUCAUUAUAAACAAAAGGUUCUGCUAGGCUUAAUGAAAUUUGUCAGCAAUAUUAAUGCAUGUUGUACACCAUAAGACAAAUUUGACUAAAACAUUCAUUGCUUAUUAAUAUACCUCUGCUUAGGGUCUGGUCAUCUCAUUGGUUCGUGUGUGUCACUGUUAACAUAACAUAUCCCAUAUAGAAUCGCCUUACAAGAUUGACAUCCAUUCUUUUGAAAUUAAGGUGUCCUAUCACGACAGCGUUGUGUCAACAUGAUUCCAAAUAAAAUCAUAGACUCUUGCAGGUCCAGUGACAUGACAAUUUGUUAUGGGCUUUUUCUGAUAAGAUAUGAUAUUUAAUAUCUGGUUGUGGAGAUUGUAUCUCAUCUAGGCCAAGCCUCAACAAAUAAGACUUCCUAAUCCAAAUUAAUAUGAUAGUCAGUUACCAUUCUAUAUGGAUAUUUAAGUAUUAUCAAUAAAAAACAGUUAUAUAGAUUACAAAUCAUUAUAAUUUAUAUUAUAAACACAAUCUAUCAAAGGAUAUUGUCAGGAUAGAUCUGUUAAAAUGUUUUGCAAUAAAUGUUUAUGUAUACUAUUAUAGAUAUUUUUUGCUUCAGCAUCAUCAACUAUUGAAGUGACUUUUUAGUUGCUGUUUAAAUUUAUUGAUGAAGAAUACGUUUAUCUCUAUAUAUUAAAUAUUUAAAUGAAUACGUUAUACUCGCUUAUGAUAUAUGUCUGUAAGCUUUAUCUGAUAAAGUGAAAUUGUUGGUGCAGUGCAUAAAUAUUUAUCUAUAAUUUAUGUUUUCAUAGUCUUGAUGAAAUGUUUCCCAAAUGUUUCAGAUUUUAUGUAUAAAAAAUGUGUGAAGUACGGUACGGUACCAGGCAUCUGAAUACAAACAUGUACGUUAAAAGGAUUUUACAACUACACAUUCUCAUGAUUAAGUUUUCACAAUUAUGAUCUUGAUACUAAUAGAUUGUGAGUAGGUACAUGUACUUAAAUAGACAUUACGGUGAGUUUAUUAUAGGUAAUAAAAUCUGCCCUAAUUGUCUGACCACUUCGUAUUGAGGUAUAAUCACUGUAUCUCCACUGUGGUUAAGUACUGGAUACCUACAUAACAGUACUGUGGCUGUGCUGACUGUUAAUUAAGAACAUCAAAGGACCACAUUUGAACCACAAGAUUAACAAAAAAGAACAGGAUUUGCUAUUACAUCACAAAGUAUAAAAUCUACCCAAGGAUCAUUCUACAUCUGUGUUCAAAGAAAUGUCCCUAAAUACUGUUUGUCCUUGUGGGUCGUUUAAGAAACAUAUUUAGUUUGUGUUAACUUUCCUUGGGACAUUUGUUAAUUUCUGAUAUUAGAUCCUUAUCAUCUUUAUAAAAAAAUGUUGAAUGAAACUGAUUGAACUGAAAGUUUCAAGGUAAUGGAGAUUGUAAUCUUGUGUGUAAGCUGGCAUGGUGGUGAUCUGGGGAGCUGGAAGGCUCAAAUUCUACUUAAGUAUAAAAAAAGUAUGAUCAUUUUAGGAUAAACCUUAAUUAUUAUUUUUUUAAAUAUGGAAGAUUUGAAUUACACUUGGUGCAGUCAUACAUGUCUCACAGUACACAUGUAAGUGGGGCCGCGGUGGUUAAGGCGUCUGCCAUUCUGGUACCACUAGCCCUCCACCACAGGGUCGCGGGUUCAAGACCUACGUGG